Molecule: messenger RNA, 3215 nt
Organism: Alligator sinensis (Chinese alligator)
Lineage: Eukaryota; Metazoa; Chordata; Crocodylia; Alligatoridae
Gene: COLQ
Product: collagen like tail subunit of asymmetric acetylcholinesterase
Exons: 16
Coding region: 117-1568 (483 amino acids)
Molecular function (GO): heparin binding
Source: RefSeq, a predicted model, not a curated record
GAGAAAAGGGGAAGAGAGAGCAAGCAAGACAGGCAUAGACAGAGAAGACCGUGAAGAAGAAGAGCUCCCCAAAGCAGACCCGUGUUUCUAACUUGGAAUUUUAGAGUGCAGCCAGCAUGGUCGUCCUCAGCCUAAUUACUUCGGGAUUUUAUCUUCAGCUUUUCUUCUGCUUUGUUCUCUCUCAGACUUCAUUUGUUGACAGUGUCUUCUCAGUUUCAGCAGACCUUCCUUGCUUGGAGCAGAAGAAACAAAUGAAUAAGAGAGCAUGCUGUUUCCUUGCUCCUCCCCCACCACCAUUAUUUCCACCACCAUAUUUCAAGCACAGCUGGAAUCCUAAACAGCUGGACCUUGAUUUGAAAAACUUUGGUCAAGAACUUCAGAUAACACAAGCUUCAUGUGUACCAGAAUCUGAUUGCCCCUUAGGGCCUCCUGGCCCCCAGGGCCCCCAAGGAAUUCCUGGUAUAAUGGGACCAAAAGGAGAAAAAGGGGAGAUUGGCAGACCAGGAAGAAAGGGUAGACCAGGUCCUCCAGGUGUCCCUGGAAUGCCAGGACCAAUUGGAUGGCCUGGGCCAAUGGGACCUAAGGGUGAAAAGGGAGAUUUGGGUGUGAUGGGAUUACCAGGUACAAGAGGACCAAUGGGCUUCAAGGGUUACCCUGGAACUAGAGGAGAAAAGGGAUCCAGAGGAGAGCGAGGUGACAAAGGCAUCAGAGGAGAAAAGGGUGACAUGGGCUUCCCUGGGAUGCUGGGGCAGAAAGGAGAAAUGGGUCCAAAGGGAGAGCAUGGUACUCCAGGGCACAGAGGACCUAUUGGAAGACCAGGAAAAAGAGGCAAACAGGGAGAAAAGGGAGACACUGGACCCACUGGAAUGAUGGGUCCACCUGGCAGGCCUGGUCCUUCAGGUCAGCCUGGUCCACCAGGAUCAUCAGUGUCAGGACAAUUAGCAAUAGGACCAAAAGGGGAAAGAGGACUUCCAGGGCCUCCAGGGAGAUGUCUUUGCAAACCUCCACAAAAUGUGAACAUCCCACCAUAUGAGGAAUCCAUGUUUGGACACAAUUACGCAAAAGUCCCUGUGAUUUUUGUGGUGAACAAUCAAGAAGAACUAGACCGGCUGGACACUAAAAAUGCCUUAGCCUUUCGAAGAGAUCAGAGAUCUCUCUAUUUCAAGGAUACUGUUGGAUGGCUUCCAAUCCAGCUUACUCCUUUCUAUCCUGUGGAUUAUCCUGUAGAGGAUGAAAGUACCUGCGGAGAUGGGAUCGUACAGGAUGGGGAAGAAUGUGAUGAUGGCAAUACUAUUGUGACUGAUGACUGUAUAAGUCUUAUGGAAAAUUACGAUGUACUUCCUAUUGUUAUAUUGACUCUACACAGUGUCGCUAUUUCACAUGAAGGAAAAAUGGCAGUGGGUAGCAUCCCACACAUUACAGGUACACCAGGUGCUACACUAUCAUCACUACAAGAAGGACUGAGACACAUACAGAACCUCUGUGUGAAAAAAUAUCAUGCUGCUGAUGGCUAUUUGAAAUUUGUUUUGUUUUUGUUUUUUAAAUCGAGUCAGACUGGAAGAAAAUAGGACCACUGCAUCCUGUCUUAAUAGAAAAAUGUCAAACAGAGUUUGCCAGUAAGAUUUGUGUUUCACAUGGUUGCAUGUGAGAACUACUCUGUAUAACAAGUGCAACACUAAAUCACUGGAAACUGAAUUUCACUAACCAGGAAUAUUGCGCGACAAGACAACAAUACCUCGACUUAGCACUGUUAGAUCUAAUGUACACUCUUCAGGGUUUUUGUUUUUAGACUUUCUCAAUGUAAACACAAAGCAUAUCCUAGAUGCUGUGUUUACAGAGAUUAUUUACUCUUUUACUACAAUGUGAACUUUGUAUGUGUUGUAUCGCAUGAAAGACCGCUUCAGUGACAUACAAAUUAGCUAAAAACACUCAUGGGUGGAUUCAGUAGAUGCUGUCCAGUAAGCAGUUUUAAGGGCAGCAAAUCAGGGAAAGGAACUGAUCAACAUUAUCUACAAUAUAUACAGUGGAUAAGAAGAAGAGCUGUAGAAGUGUGUGUGUGUAUAUAAAAAUGCUGAUGGAUCACACAGGGCCUACAAUUGCAAGACUAAAAAGCCAAACUGGAUAAACUAACUGGAGAAACUCCCUGUCUCAGGAGGGAUCAGGCAUGAAGAAGACAAAGAGUUAAUGCAUUUUCUCACCGUUUGUCAAGUUGGCUGUAUUGCGUGCUACUAGUGAUGCUGCAGGGACUCAAUUCCUUUAGAAUUUCCCAGGAUUACUUAAAAACUGUGGUGAAGAUUACAAUGUGGCCGUUUGCGUGUUGACUUUCACUUUAGUUUCUACACCAAAAACCAUUGCUCUCUCUUUUCUUUCCUUUGUUCACCUAAUCUUAAUCAGUUAUUUGAUCAUGUUCUUCACUCUCUCCAGAUUUCCUGUUUUGUCCUAUCCAUCGCUGUCUGUUUUUAGUCUUGCCUAGUGUUCAUCACUAUUGAGUGUAUAUUCUCUUUUUUACAUCUCUGUAGAACUAGUCUCAUAGUGGUGUGUUUAUGGAUUCCCAUUCAAUCUACAUGCUGCAUAGGUUGUAUAUAUAUUUUUUGUUUUAUUUUUGGAAAAAAUUGGUCAAAUGAUAUGUUAGCUCUAAUAGCAUUCAGGGUAAUUAUGUUUUUGUUCACUAGCAAGCUUUAAUGAGUGAAUGUCAUACAGGAGCAGCACUGAGUAUGCUACAUGCAACCAAGUUUAUAAUCAAAGCAAACGCUACAUACAGUGAUGUGUGCAAUUCAGGGAUAUAGGCCUCAGAUUAGUUUGUCAUUUUCAUAUUGGCCACUUGGUUCUGCUUUAUGCUAAAUACUAUACGUGAAUGUUUGAAAUGCAUGAAUCACAUGUACCAGUGACAGCACUGCAAUGGUAGUCAUAUAUACAGUUACUUCUCUAAAGGUGAUAAUACAUUAACACAACCAGCUGAUAUAUACACUUUCCCCACAUGUGUAGAAGACUUUGCUUUCAUUCUGCAUGCUCAUGGCAAUACUGGAAAUCACCAGUGAAAAAACUAAUAAAGGCAGUUCAUUUACUUGCUAUGGCUAUCUCUUACCUGCAUUGUUUAUGCUGCUGUGAGAUGAGACCAAUAUUGUUUGUAGUCCAGCCCACUGAUUAGAUUAUCAGUCUUCUUUAUUAUUUAUUUUUUUAAGCAGAGGAAUUAAUAAAUGAUCACCUUUUAGUUA